AUGAAACCAGUACGACAGAAGAAAAGAAAUCAUGGGGAGGCAAGAAAUUUAGCCGCCGCUGCUGAAGUACAGAAGUUAAUGGACGCAGGCUUCAUACGUCCAUGUCAGUAUCCAGACUGGGUAGCCAAUGUAGUACUGGUACCUAAGCCCAAUGGGACGUGGAGGAUGGGCAUUGAGGCCAAUCCUGACAAGGUACAGACCGUCAUCACUAUGACGUCGCCAAAGACAGUUAAAGAUGUGCAAUGCUUGACUGGUUGCCUUGCCGCCUUGGGACGAUUUUUGUCUAGUGCUGGAGAUAAGUGUCAUUACUUUUUCAGUACCAUAAAAAAGGGGACCCAAUUUGAAUGGACGCCACAGGCAGAGGCUGCCUUCCUCCGUUUGAAAGAGCAUCUGCACACUCUGCCGCGGCUAGUCAGCCCUCUCUCAGGGGAGAGGGAUGGAAUGCAACUACCUGUCUAUUUCGUCAGCCACAUGUUCCAGAAUGCAGAGCUUAAGUAUCCAACUGUUGAAAAAUUCGGCUUCGCGCUAUUCUUAGCUAGCAAGAAGCUUCGCCCUUACUUCUUGGACCAUCGGCUGAUAGUGUACACAGAUCAACCUCUGAAACGGCCAUUUACUAACCUGGAGGCGUCCGGGAGAAUGCUCAAUUGGGAAAUCGAGCUUAAUGCAUUUGAUAUUUCAUAUAAGCCGCGGAAGGCCAUACAGGGGCAGGCUUUUGCUGAUUUUAUUGCAGAAAUGACUAGGCCACUCUACUUGAAAAAUGAAAAGACUCAAUGGGUAGUCCACGUGGAUGGCUCUGCCACCCAAAAUGGGUGUGGAGCCGGCAUUAUCUGUGAAUCACUAGAAGGGGAUGUCUAUGAAUAUGCAAUGCGUUUCAACUUUCAGACGUCAAACAAUGAAGCUGAAUAUGAAGCCUUGAUAUGCGAAAUCCAAAUGAGCAAAGCAGGCGGGGCAGCAGAGGUCCUGGUCUUAUCCGACUCACAGUUAAUUGUCAGUCAAGUAAAGGGAGAAUAUGAAGCCAAUGAUGACACCAUGAUAAAAUACUUGGAAAAAGUCCGCCAAGAAGCACAGCAGCUGACUAGCUUUGAAAUACAACACAUACCACGGUCUGAAAAUAGAAAGGCAGACGCCUUAUCCAAGUUGGCAAGCUCAGCAUCCUGCGGCACACCACAUCAUGUAUUUUGGGAGGUAAAACAGUCCAAGAGCAUUGACGUCUUGAGGACAGACAUCUUAGACCGAACGGCCACCUGGAUGGAUGAUAUUGUCAAUUUCAAAAUGAAUGGUGUGCUCCCUAAAGACCCCAAGCAGGCGGAAAGGUUACAAAAGAAAUUCACCUGGUUCGAGAUAUGGAAUGGGACUUUAUACCAAAAAGCUUUCUCGCGGCCUCUUCUUCGCUGCGUAACCCCAGAGAAGGGGCAUGAAGUACUGGAGGAUCUCCAUCAGGGAUUAUGCAGCUCACACAUAGGGGGGAGGGCCUUGGCAGAAAAAGCUCUAAGAACUGGAUAUUAUUGGCCCACUCUCAAAGAAGACGCUCUUGACUUGGUUAAGCGGUGUGAUAAAUGUCAACGGUUUGCUCAUCUAAUUCGACGACCGGCUCAGAAACUAACACCCAUCACCAGUCCUAUACCAUUUGCUAAAUGGGGGAUGGACCUAUUAGGCCCUUAUACGACGGCCCUAGGGGGACUGCGCUAUGUGAUAGUUGUUGUCGACUAUUUCACCAAAUGGGUAGAAGCUGAAGCCCUGAAAAACACCAAGGCACAGGACUCCAUUGUCUUUGAUAAUGGGCCACAAUUCAAGACACCUAAGUUGGAAAGCUGGUUGGCUGAUCACGGCGUCACGGCAUGUUUUGCAUCAGUUGGCCGCCCUCAAGCAAAUGGACAGGUAGAAGCAUUCAACAAGAUCAUCUCUGAAGGGAUGACAAAGAAGCUUGAUGAAGCAAAAGGGUUGUGGGCCGACGAAUUACCCAAUGUCUUAUGGUCUAUACGAACAACAGCAAAAAAUUCCACAGGAGAAACACCAUUCUUAUUAGCAUAUGGAGCUGAGGCCGUCCUACCAAUUGAAAUGUGUGAACCAACUCUGCGCGUCAUGCUAUUUAAUGAAGAUGCCAAUUGGGAAAUGAUGAAAGCGGCCUUGGAUUUCUUGCUUGGAACCAGAGGGAACACGGCUCUACGCCAACAGCUAUACAAACUCCGAAUGACUAGGGAGUACAACAAAAGAGUCUCCGGAAGAAUCUUAAAGGUUGGAGAUUUCGUGCUAAGGAAGAUGGAGGCCGUUGGACGUGCUAAUGAACAAGGGAAGCUCACCCCUACCUGGGAAGGUCCAUACGAAAUCUAUGAAUAG
Messenger RNA from Spinacia oleracea (spinach), 2337 nucleotides. RefSeq lists its product as uncharacterized. Gene Ontology annotation, molecular function: RNA-DNA hybrid ribonuclease activity; nucleic acid binding. The transcript has 4 exons. NCBI's taxonomy places the organism in Eukaryota, Viridiplantae, Streptophyta, Magnoliopsida, Caryophyllales, Amaranthaceae. The record is from RefSeq and is a predicted model, not a curated record. Gene Ontology annotation, biological process: DNA integration. Bases 1 to 2337 code for a protein of 778 amino acids.